Messenger RNA from Cyprinus carpio (common carp), 1655 nucleotides. RefSeq names its product serine/threonine-protein phosphatase 4 catalytic subunit B. Gene Ontology annotation, biological process: double-strand break repair via homologous recombination; peptidyl-serine dephosphorylation. Gene Ontology annotation, cellular component: nucleus; cytoplasm. Gene Ontology annotation, molecular function: protein serine/threonine phosphatase activity. Lineage: Eukaryota; Metazoa; Chordata; Actinopteri; Cypriniformes; Cyprinidae. The record is from RefSeq and is a predicted model, not a curated record.
GUGGAGAGGGCGUGUCUGUCCGAGGGGGAGGCGCGUGACGCCGGUAGAGGCUGCGGGAGAAAAGAGCGACGAACCGGGUGGAAGCCCUAAAACUAACUGACGUUAUACUCUUUAGAUUGCUCUGUUUCCUACAGUGCUGUCUGGAGUGAUUACAGGUUUCCUCCCGUCCCUGUCUCGUGAUCUGUGUGUGUGUGUGUGUGUGUGUGUGUGUGUGAGAGUGUGUGUGUGUUUGGACAGCAGUGAUCCGUCAUGGGGGACAUGAGUGAUCUGGACAGACAGAUCGAUCAGCUGAGGAGGUGUGAGCUCAUCAAGGAGAACGAGGUCAAAGCCCUGUGUGCCAAAGCCAGAGAGAUUCUGGUAGAAGAGAGUAAUGUACAGAGGGUGGACUCUCCGGUGACGGUGUGUGGUGACAUCCAUGGACAGUUUUAUGACUUGAAGGAAUUGUUUAGGGUGGGAGGAGACGUUCCAGAAACAAACUACCUCUUCAUGGGAGAUUUUGUGGACAGAGGCUUUUACAGCGUCGAGACCUUUCUGCUACUUCUUGCCCUGAAGGUGCGUUAUCCAGACAGAAUCACGCUGAUCCGGGGAAAUCACGAGUCCAGGCAGAUCACGCAGGUGUAUGGCUUCUACGACGAGUGUUUGAGGAAGUACGGCUCGGUCACGGUGUGGAGGUACUGCACGGAGAUCUUCGACUAUCUGUCCCUCUCCGCCAUCAUCGACGGCAAAAUCUUCUGUGUUCACGGCGGUCUGUCGCCCUCCAUCCAGACUCUGGACCAGAUCCGCACCAUCGACAGGAAGCAGGAAGUGCCUCACGACGGGCCCAUGUGUGACCUCCUGUGGUCAGAUCCUGAAGACACCACAGGAUGGGGCGUGAGCCCGCGGGGAGCCGGGUAUCUGUUCGGGAGUGACGUCGUGGCCCAGUUUAACGCCGCUAACGACAUCAACAUGAUCUGCAGAGCGCAUCAGCUCGUUAUGGAGGGCUACAAGUGGCACUUCAACGAGACGGUUCUCACUGUGUGGUCUGCUCCCAACUACUGCUACAGGUGUGGUAAUGUGGCAGCGAUCCUGGAGCUGGACGAGCACCUGCAGAAAGAGUUCAUCAUAUUCGAAGCGGCUCCACAAGAAACGAGAGGCAUUCCCUCCAAAAAGCCAGUGGCUGACUACUUCCUGUGAGCGAGGUCGAAUGCCAGCACUCUCAACAGGAAGUGCUGCCCUGUGUGUUCCUGUAUUUCUGUUUCCCUCUCCCUGCCCAGCUGUCUUAAUUGGGUUUUUAUUUUUUUACUUUCUCCGUACUAUUCCUUUUUUAUUUCUAUUUUCCCUCGACUUCCACAUUCUCUCUCUGCCAUGAAGGCACACAGUGUCUCGCGGUACGCUGGAGAUGUGGACGUUUGUACUGUGAGUGGACCGCAGCAGCGCGUGGCUCUGCUGGGCCUCAGAAAGAUGCGUUUUGGACCUUUUCUUUUCUCUCUCUUCUCAUGUAAAUUGUAAAUGUGUAAGAUGAUUAUGCUUGGAUCAUAGUUUCAGCGGACGCUGCGCACACACACACACACACUGGAGAACACACACAACCUGCUUUCCCUCUCCACUGUUCUCUCUACAGACUUAUUAUUGAUUUGAUUUUUAAUUUGUGAAAAUAAAAUGUACUUUUAUAUGAA